AGAGAGAAAGAGAGAGAGAGCGCGGCGAGCGAGGAGGGCGGGCGGGAGGCGGAUCCUCCUACCUGGGGCGCGCUCGCUUGCUCGCAGCUCGCUUGCCGGGGCCGCGAGUCACCUGGGAGGCCGACAAGUGCGGACACAUUGGCCGCCGCGGCGCUCGGCGAGGCGCGCACGGCCCCAGGCGGCUGCGCCCAGUGGAGGCAGCGCCUGCCCGCCCGCUGCGCUCGGGCCCUGGCCCCGGCUGGCGCUCGUAGGGCCCCGCGGUUGCCCAGCCCGGCUCCGAGGUUGAGGCCCCCCGCCCAGGUCACUCCCCCAGGUGCACGCGGCGGCGGCAGCGGCGGCGCCCCGGGCUCACCAUGGUGGCAGCGCGCGCCGAGUGCCCGCGCGUCGCCGGCCGCCCGAGCCGCAGCGCCGGCUGAGAGCUGUCCGCCAGAGUCCCCCGCCCCUGCCCGUUCCCCGCCUGGCCUGCGCGUCCCCUCCGGCCGCCGCUGUCUAUGGCGCAGCCCCCCUCUCUGGAUCAUGCACAGAAACUUUCGCAAGUGGAUUUUCUACGUGUUUCUCUGCUUUGGCGUCCUGUACGUGAAGCUUGGAGCGCUGUCGUCUGUCGUGGCCCUGGGCGCCAACAUCAUCUGCAACAAGAUUCCUGGCUUGGCCCCGCGGCAGCGCGCCAUCUGCCAGAGCCGGCCCGAUGCCAUCAUCGUGAUUGGGGAGGGGGCGCAGAUGGGCAUCAACGAGUGCCAGUACCAGUUCCGCUUUGGACGCUGGAACUGCUCCGCCCUCGGCGAGAAGACUGUCUUCGGGCAAGAGCUCCGAGGAGCCGUGAGGCCGCCUUCACGUAUGCCAUCACCGCGGCUGGCGUGGCCCACGCCGUCACCGCUGCCUGCAGCCAGGGCAACCUGAGCAACUGCGGGUGCGACCGCGAGAAGCAGGGCUACUACAACCAGGCUGAGGGCUGGAAGUGGGGCGGCUGCUCCGCCGACGUGCGCUACGGCAUCGACUUCUCCCGGCGCUUCGUGGACGCUCGAGAGAUCAAGAAGAACGCACGGCGCCUCAUGAACCUGCACAACAACGAGGCCGGCAGGAAGGUCCUGGAGGAGCGCAUGAAGCUGGAGUGCAAGUGCCACGGCGUGUCGGGCUCGUGCACCACCAAGACGUGCUGGACCACGCUGCCCAAGUUCCGUGAGGUGGGCCACCUGCUCAAGGAGAAGUACAACGCCGCUGUGCAGGUGGAGGUGGUGCGGGCCAGCCGCCUGCGGCAGCCCACCUUCCUACGCAUCAAGCAACUGCGCAGCUACCAGAAGCCCAUGGAGACGGACCUGGUGUACAUCGAGAAGUCGCCCAACUACUGCGAGGAGGAUGCGGCCACGGGCAGCGUGGGCACCCAGGGCCGGCUGUGCAACCGCACCUCGCCCGGCGCCGACGGCUGUGACACCAUGUGCUGCGGCCGCGGCUACAACACCCACCAGUACACCAAGGUCUGGCAGUGCAACUGCAAGUUCCACUGGUGCUGCUUCGUCAAGUGCAACACGUGCAGCGAGCGCACCGAGGUCUUCACCUGCAAGUGAGCGCGGCCCCGCGGCGCGAGGCACCAGCCCCCACCUGGCGGCGUUUUGCACAUCCUCUCCUGGUCCCCCCUGCUCCGCCGGCGGCCGGCCCGAGGAGGUGGAAGCUCCAGGCGGGCAGGGGCGGGCUCCCCCUGGGGCUGGCACCUUCUCCCUGCCCCCAGAUGCUCCUUCCUGCCAUCCCCGUCACUUCCUGGGGCAAAACAGUGCCCACGACGCAGCAGCCGAGAGGGCCAGACCAACGGCUCUGGGUCCCUGACGGGGCCACUGACUUCCUUUUCUUCUCUCCGGGAAAGUGAACCUCACGGACAUACACGUAUCCUGGAAAGCAAAGGGACACCAGACUCCGAGUGUCCCCCUCCCCCGCCUGGUGGCCCAGACACAGAAAUGCUGUGCCGCCAGCCUCCUGUAAGACAGUUUCCCAGGCUGCAUCGGCUGCCUGGCUCCGGGGUGGUCUGGGCAGAUGUUGACAAAAAUUAUUUAUGUUUUCUUAGUAUCAGAAGAGGAUUCUUAGCACUAAGGCAUAGCGGGUCCUAACUCUAUACCCUGUGUUCGCGCAUCCCCUUGCUGCUCUCUGCUUCAUCUCCUGGCCCCUCGGGACCCAAGGGAGCAUCCCUGUGCAUCCUGGCCCUGCCCCAGGGGAGGUGGCUGUGUGUGUGUGAUCCCCAGGUGAGGUGGCCACAGACAGGGACCUCCGGCCCCUCUUCCCUUCUUUUAGAAAAUCAUAUAAACAAAUCAAAAUGUCACCAGUGUCAGGUUCCAGGAGUGCCACAUCCCCUCCCUCAUGCUGUUGCUCUCCCAGCCCCCAGCCAGCCUGGCACCCCCCAGUUUACAGAGCCCCCUCCCACUCUGAAGCCAGCCAGACCCCCAGGACAGCGCUGUGCUGGGGCUGAGAUGGGGGGCCGGUCAGGGCUGUUGUCCCAUUUGAUGGAUGGGAACACUGAACCCAGAGUGGCUUGAGCACUGGCCAGAGACCCUGAGGCUGUGAGUUGGGGCUCUGGCCUUGCUCGGACAUCCUGACCCCCAGCCCAGGGCUCCUGACCCUGGAGGACGUGCUCUGGGGACGCCCAGGGUGGCGUGAGAUGGACCUCAUGCCUUGAGGAGUCUGGCUGUGCCCCUGACCCGCUGCCAGCCUCCCUGGUGUCUGUAUCACCCCCAAACCCCCGAGAGCCGCCUUUGAGGGUUUCUCCGGUGGUCUCCUUGCCCAGUCCUGGUCCUUUCGCCCUGACUCCGAUGCUGAGAAAACUCGAAUCCAGGAUGUCACGCUGCCAGGGCCUUGUCUGCUGUCCCAGCAGAUGCCUUCCCUCCAGACACCUCCCCUGGGGCCUGCACACCACACAGACCCUCCCUUGAAGUCUGACUUGCCCCAAAAUCUUGGAGAUGGGAAGGGAAGGGGUCCUGUUCAGUUCCAAACCAUGUGCAGGGCGGAGAGAGAUCAGAAACCGAAGAUUCCGGGCUGGACGUGUCUGCGAACGCUCCCAUCGCUCCCCGGGGAGGCUGAGGCACAGAGGAGGUGACUUACCAGAAAGGGGAUGAUGAGCAACCAGCUUCUGGGGCGCCCUCCACUGCCCACGUGUCCCCACCCGAAUUUAGGGUAUUUUCUUAUAGAAACCAGUGGAAAUGUGUCCUCAGGCAGCUGACCAGCCAAGUGGGCUGGACAUUAGCCUGGGGUGAGUGACAUUGUCUGGGCCCUGGCGUGCGCCCCACAUGCCCCUGAUGAUGCCAGGACACUCCAUCAGCUGCUGUCCUGGGAGCUUCCAGGCCCCCCCAGUCCUGGCCCCCUUCCUCCCCAGGUGCCAGGACACCCCUGAGUCCACAGGCCUGGCGUCCUCUGCUAAGGAACCUGGUUAACUUAUAUUGUUAUAUAGCGUCGAAAUGUCUAUAGUGUCUUUUAAAUUAUUGUGACCUACACUGGGUACUGGAGGCAGGGGGACGGCCGCAUGGUGUCCCCCAAGCCAGGCUCCUCCUUCUGCUUGAAACAGACUCUUGGGGCCCCUGACGCCACUGAGUCAUGCGCACUGUCCCCCGGCCGCCCUUCCUAAGAGUCUGUCAGCAGCCGCCCUUCCCUCAGGUGAGGCGGGGGGUGCAUGUGAUCUGGGCAGGGGCGGUGGCGGCCGAGGCUCGGCGUGUCCCUGCAGUGUCCCCACUUCAGGAGAGCCGGUGGGUUUCUGACGGGCUGUGCCGGCCUCCCCUGGAGGGGAGUGCCCCGCUCCAAUAAAGCUGGAACCAGA
Molecule: messenger RNA, 3790 nt
Organism: Equus caballus (horse)
Lineage: Eukaryota; Metazoa; Chordata; Mammalia; Perissodactyla; Equidae
Gene: WNT7B
Product: Wnt family member 7B
Biological process (GO): canonical Wnt signaling pathway; positive regulation of JNK cascade; neuron differentiation
Cellular component (GO): extracellular region
Molecular function (GO): frizzled binding; cytokine activity
Source: RefSeq, a predicted model, not a curated record